Coregonus clupeaformis (lake whitefish) is the source of this 2093-nucleotide messenger RNA. RefSeq lists its product as uncharacterized. The transcript is spliced from 11 exons. Bases 237 to 1841 code for a protein of 534 amino acids. The record is from RefSeq and is a predicted model, not a curated record. NCBI's taxonomy places the organism in Eukaryota, Metazoa, Chordata, Actinopteri, Salmoniformes, Salmonidae.
ACUAAAAAUGUAAAAGAAUGUUGUAAAAACAACUUUGACCAGCAGGUGGAGAACGAGAUAUAGUAUGGACGUGUCUCAUCGUUGCUUGGCAACGCAAGUUCUGAAAGUUGGUUCUUCUUGGUUAGCUAGCUAGCGGAGUUGUUUAAUAGCUACAUUUAUUUUUCUCUGGCUAAAUUAGCCUAGCCUAUUUUUUUUCCCAUUCAGUUAUCUAGGGUGCCCUACACGAGGUAUAGUCCAUGGGCAGCCUUGCCAGUGAGGUUUUGGAUGAGGCCCACUGUUUCUGGGCGAUGUGCCCUCAUCCUUGCUGCUGGGAGUCGGAGCAGCGCAUUGCCAAAGGCAAACCACACUACAUAAAGCCCAGAACAUCAGAUAGGGGCAGAGCCACUGUAGAUGUGGAAGAGUUUCCAACCCUUAGUGUGGUUAAUGUAUCGGAGUGGACUGAAGGCCGAAAGACCCCUAAAGUGAAGUUGCUCUAUAAGACACUUAGCAAGGAGAAAUUUGCCACAGAUGCUUCUCUAACUCUUCUCUCCAGCCAGUCACAAGCCCACCAGCAGGAGCAUAACACAAGUGCAGCUCUUCACGUUCCAGGGUUAAACUCUGUUGACCAUAGUCCUCGUAAUAAACAACACAAGGAAGUAAAGCUCAGCACAGCCCAGAUCAAUCAGUUGGCCAGCUGCUCCAGUGCAUCAUGGGGCUCUGGCUCCCUAGUGAUGUGGGUACCCAAUCCCCAACACAUCCCUCAGUGCCAAGCCCGAAACAGGCCUAAAUCUCCCCAUGUACCUGUCAAGGAGCUCACUUGCCUUCCGUCCUUAAAAACCUCCAAAAUUAACAGAAAUAAGUCCAAGAAUGUGCGGAAGAUGGUGCCAUUCCAGCUGACACCAUUGACAUCAAAGCCGAGAAGUGAGCAUGGGUUGGGCUCCCCUGUGUCACAGCAAACUGUCCACCCAACAGACCUUGCCCUGGCCAAGCCUGACACAGACACUGACCCCCAGAGGGAGGAGGAGGAGGCCCAGACCCAGGUUCAAACCAGCCCACACCCUCCCCCAGCACCCAGGGUCCCAAGUGCUUUCCUCCUCAGGAACAAGCCUGUGGUGUUCCACAGUGUCAGGGAGAGGGUACUGAGGAGACACACCCAGCAGGACCUCUCAACAUACAUGUACAAACUGGACAGCAAGACUGGAGGGGAUGGCAUUGACUGGGAUAGUCUGAGAAGACAGACCUAUCUGUGGAGGAAGCACAACGUUCCACCCAACUGUGACAGAGAGAAGCCAUUUCCCCCAGAGGACAUGACUGUCUGUCAGACAGGCCAGCAGUGGAACAGCUUUGGUUUCUAUCCCAUCCCAAAGGCCAUGCUCCAUCACGACCCCAGGAGCCCUCUGUCCAAAGGUCCUGCUGUGUGGCACUGCCUGGACUGUGUGGAUAGGAUGUGGUGUGGCCAUGGUGGUGGUCCACUGGCCUCCAUAUCCAAGUGCCAUAAUUCAUUGGUGUCAAACAGUUCCUUCAAGUUCUGUAGCAGAUCCAACCUCAGCUGUCAAAACCCCUUGCACCAACUCCUAGAUAGAGAUGACCUAAGUGAUGUGGAGCCAGGCAACAAGGGCACCAUUGCUCCUCACAACUCCAUGAUGUACCUUCAGGACACAGCUUCACACCACAGAUUUGACAGUCAAGGAGAGGAUCAUGAAUUUGGCCUAUGCCCAGGGAGAGAUACUGAAGAAGGUCUAGGAGCCUUAGAGAGGACAGGGAGGAGCUCUGAGGACAAAGGCCACAGGUCUUCAGGGUCCCAGCCAUCCCCUCCAACCUCUAGCGUCAACUCCGAUACCAAUGGCGAUGGUAAACCUUGAAAAGGAAGAGACAGACACUGAAUGAUCCAGGACUAAGAUCCAGGAGUAAAUGUACUCAUCAGGCCUGUGAACAUUCAUAUAUUUCAUCCAGAGCUAUCCUUCUGCUUUAUAUAAAUACAUCUGGUAGCUUGCUUUUUUUUUUCAUGUCAAAGUAUAGCCUAACAUGGUAACAUAACAAUACACACUAAGUGUACAAAACAUUAAGGACACCUGCUCUUUCCAUGACAUAGACUGAUCAGGUGAAUCCAGGUG